CUGUCAGAUCAACAGGUGAAUGUCCCAGAUUCCUUCCAGUUUCCAUUUGAACCAUAUACCAUCCAGCUCGCCUUCAUGAAGGAGUUGUACACAACUCUGGAGCUUGGCAAGAUAGGGAUAUUUGAGAGCCCCACUGGCACGGGUAAAUCUUUGAGUUUGAUCUGUGGUGCACUUACUUGGCUGAGAGACUUUGAGGAGAAGCAGCGCAGAGAGCUGGAGGUCCUGUUAGCAGAGGAAGAGGAAGAAAAGAAUGCUGAACAGUCUGGAAACAAACAGAUCUCAAAAGAUUCAGAGCUAGACUGGAUAACAGCUUUUGCCAAGAAACAAGAAGAGGAUGAGUCAAAAAAGAAAGUGAAGGAAGAGAGAGAGAAGAGACUGAAACGUGAAGCCAAGCUUGAAGAAAUCAGGAAUAAUGUAAGGAGGACACAGUCAAACAAGCGGAAAAGAGACCUGCUAGAGGAGAAAUUUGACUAUUUAUUCCAAGGUGCCUCUGAUGACCUGAGGGAGCAGUUCCAGAAGGAAAUGAACUCGGAGAAAACAGGCACCAGCACAGAAGAGGAGGAUGAGGAAGAGGAUGAGAAGAUAGUAGUGAGUGAGUACCACAGUGACGAGGAGGCAGGAAGAGGAGAUGAGGAUACAGAGGAGGAGGAGGAUAAAGAUGAGGAUGAGCAUGUGACAAAAAUUUACUUUUGCAGCAGAACCCACUCCCAGCUGUCACAGUUUCUACAUGAGGUUCAGAAGAGUCCAUUCCAGAGUGACAUUAGGGCAGUGGCUCUGGGCUCUAGACAAAAUUUGUGCAUCAAUAAAGUGGUGAGAAAACUCCACUCCCUCAGCUUGAUGAAUGAUCGCUGUUUGGAGAUGCAGAAAAAUAAGAAAGAACCACGUGCAAAAGAUGGAGAGGCUAAACCAAAAAGGAAAAAGAAUUUAUCUGGUAGUUGCCCAUUCUACAAACAGGAAAAUAUGCUGGACUUGAGAGACAAGACUUUGUCAGAAGUACAGGAUAUAGAAGAGCUGGUGAGUGCUGGGAAGCAGCUGAAGGCGUGUCCUUACUAUGGAACUAGAUAUGCCAUUCCAGCAGCACAGCUUGUAGUUUUGCCCUACAAUACACUCCUUCACAAGUCUACCAGGGAGGCGUGUGGAAUCAAGCUGACAGGGAAUAUUGUCAUCAUAGAUGAAGCCCACAACUUGUUGGAGACUAUCAACAAUGUGUACAGCACAGAGGUCACAGGGUCACAGUUAACCCGUGCCCACUCCCAGCUGUGCCAGUACCAGUCUCGUUACCAAUCCCGUCUCAAGGCUAAGAACCUUAUGUACAUCAAACAGAUCCUGCACAUACUGUCAGCUUGUAUUAAAUACCUGGGAGGUAAGACAGGGUGAAUAAGCCAGCACUCCAGACUUAUGGAUACCAAGCUACAGAGUAUAAAUGACUUCUUGUUCAGUUCCAAGCUGGACAACCUCAACCUCUUCAAAGUGCUCAAAUACUGUGAGAAAAGCCAGAUAUCAAAAAAGUUGCAUGGGUUUGUGGAAAAGUACCAACCAGUUUUUGUCAAACCAGUUGAAGAAAAACCUAAAGAAUCUUCCUUGACCAAAUUUUUGAAGGAAAUCCAAACCAAAAGUGCAAGCAGAGAAACACCAGUAGAAGAAAGCUCUAGUGGUCCAGACCACCCCCCACAGUCCCCUGCCACUCUGACAUCCCCCCUGAUGCACAUCGAGGGGUUUCUGGCUGCACUGACCACAGCAGACAAGGACGGGAGGAUUGUUGUUAACAGGCAGAGUGUAUUGAGUCAGUCCAGUUUGAAAUUCCUCCUGCUCAACCCAGCUGUCCAUUUCUCCAGUGUGGUCAGUGAGGCCAGGGCAGUCAUAGUGGCUGGAGGAACCAUGAAACCAAUCUCAGAGUUUGAAGACCAGCUGUUCAGGGCAGCAGGUGCCCCUGCAGAUAGGAUUCACAGUUUCUCUUGUGGUCACAUCGUCCCAUCUGACCAAUUACUGCCCAUAGCCUUGGCCCAAGGACCCUCUGGACACAAACUGGAUUUUACAUACCAGAGCAGGGACCAGCCUAAAAUGGCCGAUUUCCAGGAUUUAGUGCUCCGGGUGAUGCCGUGUUGCCAGUGGUCGCCAUGUUGUAAGAAAAAGUACAAGCUGGGAUACAUGAUGCAAGCAAGCAUGAAAUUCACUGACAAAUUUAGCCGACAAAUGAGCAAGGAAAGUCGGAAAAACAGUUGCCAAUCCCUGAGCCAGGACUCAACAAAAGAAAGUAUGUUACGGGCCCAGAAGGCCUCUUUAUCCUCCUCGUCGUCAUCGCGCAGGUCCCAGUCAUCCUCUUACAAACAAAAUGGCUACAAUGCGCGCAGAGAUAAAGAAAGCGAACCAGACGUUAUAGUCAAGCUGCUACCAUCUAAUGGACGAGUCAGUGAGCAGGCAGUAUGA
Messenger RNA from Lingula anatina, 2427 nucleotides. Its product is annotated as ATP-dependent DNA helicase DDX11-like. Gene Ontology annotation, biological process: nucleobase-containing compound metabolic process; establishment of sister chromatid cohesion. Lineage: Eukaryota; Metazoa; Brachiopoda; Lingulata; Lingulida; Lingulidae. Gene Ontology annotation, molecular function: ATP binding; hydrolase activity, acting on acid anhydrides, in phosphorus-containing anhydrides; DNA helicase activity. The record is from RefSeq and is a predicted model, not a curated record. Gene Ontology annotation, cellular component: nucleus.